Messenger RNA from Toxorhynchites rutilus septentrionalis, 384 nucleotides. Its product is annotated as ataxin-8-like. The record is from RefSeq and is a predicted model, not a curated record. The coding region runs from base 1 to 384 and encodes 127 amino acids. The transcript is spliced from 4 exons. NCBI's taxonomy places the organism in Eukaryota, Metazoa, Arthropoda, Insecta, Diptera, Culicidae.
AUGGGGCUCCACCCACAAGCGCACAGCAGUAACACCAACAAUCAAAACAGCAGCAGCACCAGCAGCAGUAGCCAGCAGCAAUCGGUGAGUCAUUCACAACAACAGCAACAACAACAACAGCAGCAACAACAACAACUCCAACAGGCUCAGUUUCAGCAUCAGUCAUCCAUCCAUCACCAGCAACAACAACUCCAGCAACAGCAACAAGCGCAUCAGCAACAGCAACAGCAACAACAAAGCCAUCACAAUGUUGCUUCCUCCCAUCAUCACGCGCACCAUCUGACGGCGCAAAACAGCAGCAUGAUGGCGGCGGCGGCAGCGGCAGCGGCUGCCCAAAGAAAUCCUUUUGGGUUUGACUUCAGCCAUUUCCAAAAUUCCUAUUAG